Molecule: messenger RNA, 5511 nt
Organism: Paramecium tetraurelia
Lineage: Eukaryota; Ciliophora; Oligohymenophorea; Peniculida; Parameciidae
Exons: 7
Source: RefSeq, a predicted model, not a curated record
AUGUCCAAUAAAGACAUUUAAAAACUGCAAUCUCUAUUUCAAAUAAACAACAGUGUCGUUUAAGAGUAUUUGGGAAUUAGGUUGAUAAAUUAAACUCUUAUUGACUAGUUGGUGAAUAGUGAUAGUGCUGGUGAGAUUCAGAAAAUCAAAAAGAUCGAGGGCUGCAAAGAUUGGGACAAAUUGAAACAUAAACUGUUAGCCUACUUUGUGGCUUCUCAAUUAACUUAUGGCAAACCUAUUCACAAAUACAUCCAAUAAGCAUACGAGGACUUUCUCAUUAAAUACCACAUUUUCUAUGAGGGCUUAAUCGAAUUUCAAACUUGCUCCAUGUUGAACCAAUAUCUCCUACUAAAAUAGAAAUUACUUAAAGACGAUUGCAAUCUCAAAUGGGAAUUUCGUAAAUUAAUAAACAUGCUCAUUUGGAAGACCAAUCAAUUGCAUUUUCUAAUUCGAAUCAUCAUCGGUUACAUAGGCUAUGUCAAAAUAAGCAAACAAAUUGGCAAUGUGGAGAGAGUCUUCGAACAAAUAGCCAAGCUAAUUGAGAAAUCCCUCAAAAAGGGAGCCAAUUACAACCAUCUAUUAUUCAAAAUGGAUGUCGAAUUGUUCUCCUCCUAUUGGAAUAAAAUAAUCCAAGUCAGUAACAACGACACCAAUGCCAUCAUCUUGAUUCAAUUGUUACAAUAGUCUCAAUUCUACUUCAACGAUUAUAAGUUUCAGAGUGAUAUUAUAAAGACACUGCAAGCAAUUCAGUAAGCUAAGUUCUCCAUCAAUUCCCAGUCAUAAGUAAAUGAAGAGACCAAACCCAAAGGCUAAAUUAGGAAACCCAUUCUGUAGAUUAAUAACUUGAUGCCCUAAGAAGUUCCUAAGGAAUCGACAAAAAGUACCAAGAGGUAUUCGGAAUUGGGGAAAAUUGUGAAAACAGAACAAACUCUAACGUCAGCUACAAGCAAAAGAAUAAUCAAGGCUUCUGCCUCUAAACUCCUCAAUUCUCAAUAUCAACACAUUGAAGAGGAUCCCAUAUUCUAAAUCCAAGUUGAAAAUUACCACAUUAACAAGAUUGUUAGAAAAGGAUGCUUUAAAAUCUAAAAACCAGUGACCUUGUCUACAUGCACUUAUACAAAACACAGACUUCUGCAUAAGAAGAUUUACCAUUACUUACCUUCCAAGACUUCGAAACUACCCUCCCCUGUCAAACCAGCUACUGAAUCAGACCAUAAGAUUUCCGGCAAGGAUCACAGCAUUACACAUUCCUAAUCAUCUCAAGGGAAAAUUGAUAAGUUGAACAAUCUCAGUAAUCCCUAUAAACUGAAGAACCUGAUUAGUUCUAGAUUCCAGUAAAUCCUAGACAUAGCCUAAUUGAGUGCCUCCUCAACACCCAGGAAUGCUGAUCUAGGUAAAUCGAUUAGAAGAUAAAAAACAAUAUCAAUCAAAAAAGAACACAAGGAAUUUCAAUUAUAACCACAAUAACUCUCAAUUCCCUUGUUACAACAAAUACCUUCGUAAAAAGAUCCAGAUCCAUAGACUUCAGAAAGAAGAAGGAGUGGGAUGGUCGUGAGUUCACCUGAUGCUGCUUCUCAAAUUAGUCAAGCCAUCCAAAAAUCUAGUCUUGUUGAGAGUAUCCCCACAAAAUCGUAGAUUAUAAUUGCAAUACCAGUCUAAUAACAGCAACAAUAGAACUAAUAGCAAACACAACAGCAGAAUCCUAAACGACCUCAAAGAAGGAAUAUCUUGGCUUUAAGGACUGCCACUACCUUAUUUAUGGAAUAAUCCAAUACUUACAUCCCAAAGUUUUAAUUUUCAUUGUGUUAUCACAGUCGAACUAUAUAGUGGUCAUGUUUUCUAUAAAUAGCAUCAUCAGAUAACAUUCUUAUAGCUUUCUAGGAUACAACAAAUAACAAAAUAGUUUAUAGGGCUCAAUUGUAGAAUUUAUAGAUUGAUAAUAUCAAAAAUUGGGCGCAAAUAAUUGAAGUCUUUAUUAAGGAGUACCAAUCAUAAGCUUCUCAAUGCUUGCCCUAUUUGCGUUAUAAUGAAAUAAUGAGCAAUAGGAAUGGUGAUAACUACAAUUUUAUUAUGUUUCCCAAGUAUUAGUUCGAACUAACCAAAAAUGAAAUAGAAUAAAUGGGUAUUAUGAAGGAUUUGUUUAGAUGGAUGUAUACAACUUAUUUAUAUGAAUAAAUCAACAUCACUGGGAUCAGAUUGAAGUUGUAUUCAGUCGAAAAAGACAAAACUCUGAAUGCAUACAGAGAAUUAAUCAAUGUGGUCAAUCUUUAUAGAAGAAUGAUCAUCUAAUCGACCCUGUGUGAUGAGAAGGAGAAAUUCCACUUGCUAAUUCUAAGUUAUGGAGAGUGUAUUAAGAAUAACAUCAUUCUUUUGAAUAGGAUACUCAAUUUUAAGAUAAACAAACAAAAGGAUUAGUAAUAUAUGAUUCACAAGCAGUUGGUGAGUCUUAGAAACCUAAGUUUGACAAAUGAUGAAGACAACAUAUUUUUCAUAAUUAAAGUGAGCAUUAUAUUUUAGAAAGAGAACAUCUUGUACUAUAAGAAGAAUGACUAUCACACCAAGUACUAGGUGGAUGUAUUGUUCGAGGCAAUCAACAGUCCAGUAAAGAUUAAACCUUUGAGAUUGUAAUUUGAUGCCAUAGAAAAGAUCUUAGAAAAGAGAUAUCACAAUAAUUUAAAGCAGAUAAUAAAUUAAAUAUUUUUCUCAUAAAGGAAAUGCUGGCACAUGUUCUAUGAAUUCAUAGAUCAAAAGUUGAUGAUCAAUGAAUAGAAGUAACUUUAAGUUAAGAUGAAUAUAUUUUCAUUGCAUGAUGCUUAGAAAAUGGAGGCUUGUGGGAUGAAAUUAGGGUUUCUCAUAGAUUUGCAGACUAAAGUGAAGCCCUUUGCGAUUACUGAAAUAGAAAGAUACAUCUAUGAUGAUACCUAAAAGAAGUUAGACUAUCAAUCCAAAUCAUAGACUAUCCACAAUAGAGAGCAUAUGUUCGAUAAACACUUUGCUCAAAUAUUCGGUGAAGACAUUACGAAUAAUGAAUAACAGCAUUUUCAUCAAACCACCUUGAUUGAUUUAGUGAAAAGGUACUAACCAAACAUCAAUGCAGAAGCUAAACAAGAGAUCAUUACAAAAAAGGUUGGUCCCAUCGUAAUUUAUUAAGAAAAUCCAUUUACUGAUGUGCAUAUUGAUGAUUUGGAAAAAUUGGAGUCUUAAUUUUUUAGCAAGUAAAAUCUAAAGCUAGACAGAAUCUAAAAGUAUAGAAUCCAAUUGAAACAUCUUUCCAUCCAAAUAUCCAUGGCUCAAAAAUAGAUAAUAUUGAUUUACCAUUAUAAUUAAAGAUUGCAAAGGUUUCGGAUUAGUCCUUUUGAUGAAGAGGAUAACUUAAUAUCCAAUAUUGUAUAACUUAUUCAAAAUGGCCCUACUUGUUGGAUCGUCUAAAUGCUAUAUAAGAAAAUAAGUCAGAGAAGUUUAAAGCAAUCAUUCAUUAGCUCCUAAUUAUCAGAUGGGUUAGAGUUACUGAAAUAUAAGAAAUCAAAAAGUUAAUUGGCUGAGAUUCCUUCUUAUAAUGUGCUGCAUUAUUAUAUCUUAAACAAUUACAUGGUACUAUUAAAAUAUUUUACUCUUAAAUAAUUCGUAAUAGUUCAGAAGAUUAAGAAUUACGGAAAAUACUAGAUAACUAUUAAGGUGUUCUUUAGAUGUCAAAAACCAGACAUUUUGGCUGAGAAUGAUUACUUUUUGAUGAGAAUAGACUUCUAAAAUAUCAUGUUAAAGACUGGAAUGAUGAAAAUGAUCUUUAAUAAGUACGAUAUCACAGAAAUGUUAAAGAUUGAGAUACCAUAUAAUAUGACAGAUGCAAAUAUAGUGCAAACUGCCAUGAACAUAUUUCAGAAAUGUCACUUAGGAACAUUCACAUUAAGCAAUGUUCCAUUUUUUGCAGUCUCUCAAGAUGAUUUGAAAUAAAACGAAAGUUAAAUUACACAUAAUUCCUAUGAAGAUCAUUCUACUAAAAUUAAUGUUCAAUAAAUCAGAAGAAUCGGCAAUUUCCCUGAAAACACGACUUUCAAGAAAUCUGAUCUCUGCAAAGGAUUCUUAGAACAUUACAUAAAGAACAGUAGAUUAAUUGUUACUCACAUCAAAAAGUCUUACUUGAUUCAUUCAAUAUCAACUGGAUAAUUGAUUAAAAUAUCAAACAACAAGGUUACUUAAUUAUUGAAUGAUUAACAAUAAAUAAUUGAUUAUGUUUUAAUCCAAAUUUACAGACAUCUGCUAUUGGACAUAUGGAUUAUCAAGGUGUACGUUCCAAAAACAACAAGAUAAAUGGUAGGAUUGUUGAGAUCUGAAGAUUUUAAGGAGAAUGAUGGCAAGGAUUUAAUGGAUAGUAUCAUGAUAUACAAGAAGUAAGCUGUCUUAAGUUUCAAGGAUUUAGACUCCUUCACAGAUUUCACACCAAGAUAGAGUGUGAAUAUGUAGAAGUCAAAUCAUCGAUUGAGCUAACCGAGGAUAUCAUAAUUUCAUUCUCCAGCUGUCUCAAGUAUCUAGGCUUAGAAUUAAUUGGCUCAAUCUUAAGUUACGCCUUACUAUCUAAAUGAUUUCUUCUAUAUCACUAAAUUGGUGACUGAAUUCACAGAGUACCGCUUGGAGAACGGAAAUAAGGAAUAGUACAUUAUAAAGGAGAAGCUGAUUUGGGUCAAUAUCAUUAACAAUAAUUUCUCAUUAGAACAACACCCCAAGCAAUAAAAUUGUUUUUUGUCUUUAAUGUUUGAUCAGAAAGAGAUAAACUUAUAAGAACUCCUCUUUUAACGUUACAUCAGAAUUGAACGAGUUGGUGAAUCCCACAUUGAGUUCUACAUGAAGUAUACUUAAAAGGCUGAUCAAUUAAAGGGUAUCGCACUUCUUAAAGGGAAAAUAAAUCAAUUGCAUUUGCAUAAUAGCAAAUUUCCGAGUAUAAUCAGCGAAGCUAAAUUGAAUGAAGAAUAGAUUAAAUUCUUGAAACGUACCUGCAUCUUCUUUCCCUUUGAUGCCAUUAGCUAUGCUAACACAUCCAAUUUCAACAUUGAAUUGAAGUAUUUCUCGUAUAAUAAAUUUACUGAAGUCAAAGAACAAAUAAAUUUGAGGGAAUUACUUAAUUUAUAUAUAGCUGAUGGCUUUUACAAAUACCAAACUAAUUAUAUGAAUUCUAAGCUGAAUCAUUCAGACAUUAUCAGCAUUUGUUAUUAUAUGAUACAUAAAAUUAAGACUUAAAAUUUCUUAAAUUUGAGUCAAUAUCAUACGAUUCCCAAUUUAAACCAAUUAAAAACGUAGAAAUAAUCUAAUAAGAUACAGAAACCAAUUAGACUAUAAAUAAGGACCUUCAAAAAACCAAAUAUUUUCAUAAUCUCACUACUCUACAAUGAAGUUUAAGUUUGUUGUACAAAUUGGAAGACCUGCACACAAAUGAAUGAUCUCAUUUCAAACAUCUGGUAGACAAUGAACCUAGAAUAGCAUUACAAAGGAUUGCAAAAAUAAUUGAUAAAUUAAUGA